AUGCCAACUAGAGGACAAAUAGACGCCCGGCUCAGGGAGCCAUUGCCAGUGGAAGAAGUGCCGAAACUCGAUAUUAAAUUUAUCGAUCCAAGCUAUUCGGAAGCGGUGGUCAACUUGCAAAUGGAUUAUCUACUAAGCAGAAAGGCUCUUCUAAAUAAACGACUCUUUUCGUCUCCCCUCACAUUAACCUUGCUAAUUGCAUGGCUUGGUGUUGUAUACCGGUUGAGGCUCCAGGAUUAUUUCUCCAGCUUCAACUUCAAAGAUGGAUUUCUUCAAGGCAUGGAAAUCUUGGCAAAGAGUCCACAAUUCAGGUCUGAUAUAGUCGAAUCGCUUGCUAUGAUUGGUCUUUUCGUUGGUAUUGAGUGGGCUAUUCUCAACAGAAGUACCAGAUACUGGAAGGAGCAGAGUCAGGCUGUGCCGGACCACCAGCAGGAGUAUUUUGGAAUUGACAUGGGAGAGUAUGCCAGCCUCACAGACAAAAGUAAGCUGUCGAAGGAGGAAAAAAAGCAGGUGGAGCAGAUGAAGCAGAAUUCGGUCAAUGUUGUGUACAGGCAGACACCAAUCGGGUUUAUAGUGAAGAAACAGCAGGAGGACAAGACGGAGGACACCCUUACAUACAAGAUUACGGCACUUGGAAUAAGAAGAGUGUACAUAUCUGCCGGAGUGUUGGAAGAUCUUCUUACUUACGUCAUCAGAGACUUGCACAAGGUGGAGGGCUACAAGAAUGUGAGGUGCUUGUUUGAUAUUUACAGUUUUGAGAACUACGAGAGGGAAAUAGCUGAGGGUCUUGGAUUCAAGCUGGAGGAGAAAGAGCGUUUUAAUAAAGAUUUGCUUCUCGCUCGUGUAUUUGGUGUAGAGAAGCAGACCUUUGUGUACGAGGUCACCGAGAAUUGA
This is a messenger RNA of Brettanomyces bruxellensis, 894 nucleotides long. RefSeq lists its product as uncharacterized. The record is from RefSeq and is a predicted model, not a curated record. Lineage: Eukaryota; Fungi; Ascomycota; Pichiomycetes; Pichiales; Pichiaceae. The transcript has a single exon. Bases 1 to 894 code for a protein of 297 amino acids.